UCCUAUUCCUCCUUCCUGCUUUCCCCCUCUGCUUCCCAGUGUUUUCAGAUCCAUCUCACACUAACCCCUUGUGCUGUCGUUAAUUUGGAGAGACCCGUGUGGUGGCAUUGGCCUCCUAGAAGGGAUAAGGGACCGAGUUUUGCCAGCUUCUCCAUUAGCAGGAGGGUGAGUUUGGGCCUGUUUCCUGUCCAGUGUUGAACAACAAAAACUGCAUCACACUACUGCUUUGUCACAUCUAGUUGAAGUUACCUUUAUAGCUCAAAAGAGAGAGAGGGAGAAUAACUGGCAGAUAGGCAGGAUGGUGGCACAAACCCCGUUUCCUUAAGAAACCAAACUGAAAGGUGCUUCUUUUAUAUAUAUUUUUUGUAUGGAUUGGUGAGCUAAAUGGUUCUCUUCAGUCACUGGUUCCUAAACACAUGCUGGUUCUAGCUUUCUUUCCUGCCUGAGCUAGAAUGAACAGUCCUGAACAUAAUGUGUAAGCUGAGGGUAUAAAGCAAGUGCCUGUUGUGGUAGUGUAUAUCACUUGCAAGAUUGCUUUCUACCCUUGCCUUUUUCAUGCUUUUUCAUUUUUGCCUUGUGAUGCCUAGGUAUUUUCCAUGGCCUGUGGGGAUCCAGAAAAGCACAUCAGGAAGUUAAAUGAUCUCUUCCAGUGUAUGUUCCUUGGCGUUUGUCAUCCAUGAUUUUUCUCUGCUGUCAGACUGUGCUGUCACCUAGGUUAAGUCCUUGUGGCUUCUUUAAGGGAAGUAAUCUUGACUAAACUGAACGUCAGUGUCUCACAUGGCACGACCAGCAAUCCUUGCUGUUUACCUCAGCCAUAUGAGUAAUGUGGCCACGAUAAACUCAUGAUAGUAAGACUUUACUCAUGUUGUAAGUGCAUAUUAAUUAUCGGACUGCUGCACGUUCAUGGAUGAAAGCUGUAUCUGUGUUAGACGGAUGUACAGAAAAGCAUGUUUUUCAGCUGCUGCAAUCCCUGUGUCCAGCAGUUUUUGCUAACUACAGUGUACCAUGUUCCUUUGCCUUUUCUUCAAUAUGACUAGUUCUCUGGGGCCUAGAUGAGCUGUUAGUUUUCUGCUUCCCUUAACAAAUCCCUGCUUACAGUAGCUUUGGCAGUCUUUAAUAGUGUGGGCUGAUGCUUCUCUCUUCCUCUCCUAUUCACUGCCUUAGGCUGAAUGUCUUUGGAAAAUUUCAGGGGUUUCCAAGAAACAAUACAUAACGCAAUACAUUUUAUAGUAAUUUAAAAGGAGUUCAUCCUAUCCUAUUGUUUGCCUUUUUUUCCCCUUCAUGUGAAGGAAGCAAUUUCCACUGCUUUCCCUCUUGGAGGAGAUUCUGAUGGAGCUGUUUACUGCCAUAUCAAAGUUUGCUUUCAUUUGGCACCAAAUCCAUGCAGAAGUCUGAAUUAAAUUUUUGUUGCGUGCCACUGUCAGAAAGUGCCAAACUGUGUUUAUGGAGGAUAUGUGAUUGCAGAAUCCCAGCACUAGUGGGAAUUACUGGCACAACUCUUUCUUUGAUCUAAGGAGGUUCUUGGCGGUGUAGGAAGGGAUGAGCCUGCCACCAUUGAGGUCACCUUUCGCAUCUUUAUUGAGCAGGGCAAACAGACUAGUUUGGAAGGUACGAGUGCUGCAAUUUGUGAACUGUGUGAUAUAGGGGCCUGUCAUCUUCUCAUGACCUUGUGAUUCAGCAUCUUACUGGAUGUGAGGUCAGUUUGUAGUGCGGCAUCACCACACUUGGCUGCAUGACGCUGGAUAGCUACAGUCUCACAGGAUCCAGAGAAACAUGCAGCCACAUGAAGCCUCCAGCAUUUAAAAAUGAACCUGUUAAAUAUACUCUCCAUCACUGUGAGCUUAUUUCAUAGACGGACUGUAGCCUACUUGGUCAGUGAAUGUUAAGUCUCCCAUCUGAAGAGGGGUUGAUUUGGUUCCUUUCCACCACUAAGGAUUGUGGCUGGUGAAUGUAUUUGCCCCACCGCCUCUAAAUUAAUGGUGUGCCAAGGACAGAUGUGAAACAGCUCUUUCUGGAUAUUGAUGUGGUAUCUUCUCAACACAUUGCAACGCCUUGGGCCCACCAGCAGCACGGGAUAUGGAGGCUCUUGAAGUUGAUGACAUUAGCCCUGCCUUGGAAGUAACUGAAGACUUUUUCAAUAGUUUUGAUACUAAGCUUGAAAAGAUUGUGCAGCCCUCUGAGGUAUAUGGUGUACAGGAGGUCCCUGAACUGGUUGGGCACGAGGUAUUUGAUCAGAUAACAGAGAGCAGGAAUCUGAGGAACGUUGCCUCCUUAGCCAAAAGUAGCCUCAUCUGGGAUCACUGCAAAAAUGGCCUCUUGGAAACCAAAGCUCAGACAGCAUUCCCUGCCAAAGACCACUGCAUGGUGCAGAGAGGAACAGCUGCUGACAACCUUGCUUGGGCAGGGGAAGGGGAGACUGCAGCUUUUAACAUAUUCAGUAUCUGCCAGCGGAGGAGAGACAGGCCUCGCUCGGUGAAUGACAUCCUGGUGCAGAAUGAGGAAGCCUCCACAUUCAAGCCAGGACACAACAGGUCACGCUCUGAUAUCAGCCAAGUAAACUGGGGAGUGGUCUUCACGGGCACCUCCCUGCAGCAGCCACCUGUACCUGGUCAGGACAAUAACUGUGCUCUGCUCUCUUACCUGGCAUUAACCAAGGGAGAGGACAUCCAGGGAAACACAGAACACAAGUCAAUGUUCCCAAAUAUUCUGAAGAAAGGAUACUUAGAAAUUAGAAGAGACAAUGACAGCUACUGGCAAACCUGUUACGCUGAGCUCUCCCCAUACAAACUGUACCUGUAUUGCUUGGACAGCAGUGGCAACCAGACUCUUCCCACCGUGUAUCCACUCAUGCAUUUUCAAAGGGUCACUGUUACUGGUUGCAUCGAAACCAAGGUGGUGGAUGCUGUCCUGUCAGACAACUCGCAGCUACAGCUGAAGGCAGAGUCCUCAUGGGAGGCUUUGGACUGGGGACAGAAACUCUGGGAAGUGGUGCGUGCUUCUGUGCCUGCUUUCACGAGACAGCAGGAGAAACUGGAGAAUGUGCCAAAGCCUGAAAAUAACAGUGACCUUUCUCAAACCAAUGGAUUGUUAGAGAAGCCUAUGGAGCUCUUCCUAUCCAUGAAUUUGACUGAAAACACUAAAGAGUACCAAAAUAUUCUCAAAUCAGGGACUCUUUACAGGUUAACUGUCCAGAAUAACUGGAAGGCAUUUACUUUUGUCUUGAACAGGUCUUAUCUCAUGGCAUUCCAACCGGGUAGGCUUGAUGAAGAUCCGCUGCUGAGCUACAAUGUUGAUGUGUGCCUGUUGGUCCAGACAGAUACUCAGGAUGGCUGUGACUCUUGCUUUCAGGUCAUUUUUCCUCAAGAUGUCCUCCGCUUGCGUGCAGAGACCCGUCAGAGGGCCCAAGAGUGGAUGGAGGCACUGAGAGCAGCAGCCAAUGCUACUAGAAGUUUAACUCAGAACCCACAGGUCACGCUUAGGAGCAAACCUGGAGAUCGGCCCUUUGGAAACAAUGUUAGAAAGAGCAAGCGCCAGUCUGUGACCACCAGUUUCCUGAGCAUCCUGACCACGCUGUCUCUAGAGAGAGGGCUCACAGUUCAGAGCUUCAAGUGUGCAGGCUGUCAGCGCUCCAUAGGCUUGUCCAAUGGGAAAGCCAAGGUGUGCAGCUACAGUGGAUGGUAUUACUGCAGCACCUGCCAUGUGGAUGACAGCUUCCUCAUCCCUGCACGGCUGGUUCAUAACUGGGACACUUCCAAAUACAAGGUAUCAAAGCAAGCCAAAGAGUUCCUGGAAUAUGUUUAUGAGGAGCCAUUGAUUGAUAUCCAGCAGGAAAAUCCCAUGUUGUACAAGCAUGUUGAACCUCUGGCAACUGUUGGUCGCCUGAGACAGCAGCUAAAAUCUCUCCGAGCCUAUUUGUUCAGCUGCAGAGCAGCAGUGGCUGAAGAUCUGCGUAGAAGGAUCUUUCCCAGGGAGUAUCUUCUCCAGCAAAUCCAUCUUUAUUCUCUCGCAGACCUUCAGCAGGUUAUUGAAGGAAAACUGGCUCCUUUCUUGGGAAAGGUAAUCAAGUUUGCCACCUCUCAUGUGUACAGCUGCAGCCUUUGUAGUCAAAAGGGUUUCAUCUGUGAGAUUUGCAACAAUGGAGAAAUCCUUUACCCCUUUGAGGACAUUUCUACAAGCAGGUGUGAAAGCUGUGGUGCUGUCUUCCACUCUGAGUGCAAAGUGAAGGCUGUACCAUGCCCCAGGUGUGUGCGUAAAGAAUUGCAGAAGAAGCAGAAAUCCUUCUGGAGGCGGCUGAAUAUGGAUGAGAACUUCGAAGAGUCUUGCAACAUGUUUGAGUUGUCAUAUCAGAACACAUGAGUUCUUUAAGGCAGUGGCCAGCCUGAAGAGAAUCCCUUUCCCAGCUGCCAGCUCAAGCAACUUCUCAGCUUAGCCAGGCAGAAAUCUUUUUGCAAAAUAAUAUCUGACCUUCUUCAUCUGUGAAUAGCAGCUGCCAAAGUGGCCAUAAAGCCUUGUUGGCUUUAAAAUACCAAUGGCUAAACUGCAUUUUGCAUUGAAGUCCAGCCACUAGCUCUCAUACGAAAUGUGGUUUACUUGAAAUGCUUUAGGUCUAGCUAAUUAAGCACCCAACUUUUUCUUUUCCACCUCUGGAGAAGACUUUUCCUCAAGGCAGAAAGUAUUUGCUGUCAUGACCAUAUUAAUUUUUAUGUUGUUCAUUUAGAAUUGAUGAAUCAUCUACUUAUUUAUGUGUAUUAUUUAUUUAUUAUAAGCCUUGGCAGAGGUUCUGUUGAGGUGUUUCACAGAACCCAAUAGGGCAGUAAUGAUUUUAAACCCACCUGCUCCUUCUGAUGUGGACAUGUGGUUCCAUUUUCUCAUGUCUCCAGGGAGCUAUUUUUAAAGGAUCAUUGCAUUUACAUGUCACUCCUCCCUGAGGAAAGAAAAGUAUCUCCCAUCAAACCUUAUCUGGGGUGCUUGCAAACAUAAGAUGCAGAAUGAUUAUUUGAGCUAUGUUUAUAUAUUUAUAACCACCCCAGUGAACUAUUCCAUAUGCAGAUAAGCAGGGGACUUGCUACUGUUUUUGUUCAGGCUGAAUAUAUUGGUUAAGCUCUGUCACUGAAGUCCAUUGAGUUUUACACUGGUUAUUCUUGAUCUAUGUGAGGCCAUGUCCUCAUCUCCAGUAACGUGAUGUUGGUUCUGACCUCCUGCUAGUCUCACGUUUUAAGACAUUUUAAGUGUCCACAUUGGUUUUGUUUUUAUUUCAUGAAGUUUACUUCAAAUGUGUCUCUAACCUGAACCUGUUAGACUGAUAGUCAGGAAAGUGGUCUUGCCCACGUUAGUUAGAAAAUACCUCCAAAAUUGUGAAACACUAGUUUGCUGUGUUCAUGUGCAACUUGCGUCCUGCAUUCUCUGCGAGCUCUAAGGGAUUUCAUACUUCUGUAGUGACUUGGGUGGUAGAGAGCAAAGUUCCUCUAGGUAUGGUUCUGCUCCACACACCUGGAACACAGGGAAGUAUUAAACAUGGUGAAUUACAUACAUACAUUGUGAAAGGGGAAUACAUGAUGGAUUUAACUGGGGAGAUGUGUGUCAUCACUGGCAGUAUGUUGAAUUCAUUGCGGCUUCACCUCCAGUGGGCACUUAGAGAUCAUCCUCCCUCCAGUCCACGUUCUUAACUCUUUCUCCAGACCCUGCAGUAAUAUGUGUAUUACAUACAUAUGAAAGCAUUCACAUAUAUAUACACACACACAUCUAUAUGCAGAAAGCAAAUAUGGUUUCAAGAGAAAAAAGCCAGUCACGUGCAUGUGUAUUUUUCCUUUCCUCUCACACAGGUUUGUGAAAAUGCAGAAUACUGAUCUUUGCUUCCUAUAUAGUCUGCAGGCUGUUGUAUUCAAGGCAGAAAGCAGUCUUGAUCAUUGAAGCACCUUGCUAAUUGCUGAAGUAUUUUAAAUAAAAAAACAGGGUACAUCAUGCUUACCUUAAAAGGUAGAAUGCUACAACGAAUUGCCUUGUACUGGAGUAUAAGUGGUUGCCUUUUCCAGCCUCCAGUCAAAGACAGUAGCUGAAUCUGAGCUUUCUCAAAUUUGAGUGCAACUACUAUAUAUAUACAAGCAUGUUUAUAUCUGUAUACAUUAGACAACCAGUGCCUUUCUUUUCCAGAAGUCCUUCUCUCAGUGGAAUUCUUUGGAAGGAAGUGAGGGUUUUUUCCAUGUUCUUGGCAAAGUAGUAUAGGGAUUCCCUUAUUUAAUAAACCUGGUGAAUCAUG
This is a messenger RNA of Harpia harpyja (harpy eagle), 6256 nucleotides long. It is a transcript of the gene PLEKHM3, whose product is annotated as pleckstrin homology domain containing M3. NCBI's taxonomy places the organism in Eukaryota, Metazoa, Chordata, Aves, Accipitriformes, Accipitridae. The transcript is spliced from 8 exons. The coding region runs from base 2077 to 4356 and encodes 759 amino acids. The record is from RefSeq and is a predicted model, not a curated record.